Messenger RNA from Mytilus trossulus (common blue mussel), 411 nucleotides. RefSeq lists its product as uncharacterized. NCBI's taxonomy places the organism in Eukaryota, Metazoa, Mollusca, Bivalvia, Mytilida, Mytilidae. The transcript has a single exon. The record is from RefSeq and is a predicted model, not a curated record. Bases 1 to 411 code for a protein of 136 amino acids.
AUGUCUGUUGAUGGAAACGGCGAGAGCGAGGUUAUAGCAUUCUGGAUAGUUUCUGACGAAUCUCGAGAAACUAUAAAAGAAAUAACGCAACUCUUCAAAAAGUACAAAGAAAACUGGUCCAAAAUACGAUGUGUAAUGAGUGACAAAGACAUGAUCGAGAGAGACGUCAUUAGGGAAGAAAUACCAAAUGUACCCUUACUAAUAUGUCUUUUCCAUGUACUAAGAACUUUCAAGAGAGAAGUGACUACUGAGAAGCUUGGAAUUUCAAAAGACGAACGUAUUUUGGCUCUUGAAUUGCUUCAAAAGAUGGCAUAUGCUAGGACCGAAGACAGCUACUCAGAAUUUUAUCGUGAACUUAAAGACACUAAUCUUGAGUCAGUUAUUAGGUACUUUGACAAGAAGUUUGUAUAG